Messenger RNA from Scleropages formosus (Asian bonytongue), 981 nucleotides. RefSeq names its product odorant receptor 131-2-like. Gene Ontology annotation, biological process: G protein-coupled receptor signaling pathway; detection of chemical stimulus involved in sensory perception of smell. Gene Ontology annotation, cellular component: membrane. The record is from RefSeq and is a predicted model, not a curated record. Gene Ontology annotation, molecular function: odorant binding; olfactory receptor activity; G protein-coupled receptor activity. The transcript has a single exon. The coding region runs from base 1 to 981 and encodes 326 amino acids. Lineage: Eukaryota; Metazoa; Chordata; Actinopteri; Osteoglossiformes; Osteoglossidae.
AUGAACUUCAGUGUACAAAGCAACGUGUCUUCAGUUGUGGCGAGGGACAAUUUCCAGACAGCCCUGACCAAGAAUGUGAUUGUCGUGGCCCUGUACAUCUCCAUCAACUACAUCAACGGCACCAUGGUCGUCACCUUCUUACGGCACGAGAUCUUCAGCGAGACCCCGCGGUACAUACUAUUCAUCCACAUGGUGCUUAAUGACAUGAUCCAGCUGACCAUCACGGUAGCACUGCACGUGAUCAGCUACACCUUGUUCACCAUCAACACAUCUCUGUGCUGCUUCCUCCUCAUAGCCGCCAUCUUCUCCGCAUUCAACAACCCUCUGAACUUGGCCGGUAUGGCCAUAGAGUGCUACGUGGCUGUCUGUCACCCCUUGCGCCACUCGCAGAUCUGUACAGCGAGAAGAACCUACAUGCUCAUUGGUCUGACCUUGGUGCUAGGGGCCAUUCCCAUUAUGUCAGACCUCUUCAUAGUGCUGGCCACAGAGCCCCCGCAGUUCUUCCGCUCCUCCGUCUUCUGCAUCCGAGAAAAUGUGUUCCGUCAUCCUCAUUUGCAGCAGAAAAAGGAGGUUUCUUAUGUCCUCUAUCUGACUUUUGUGUGGCUUAUCCUGGUUUACGCUUACCUCAGGAUCCUGUUUGCCGCAAAAGCAGUGAAAUCAGAUGCGAAAAAAGCUCAAAACACCAUCAUGUUGCAUGCUGUUCAGCUUUUAAUGUCUAUGUUAACAUACUGGGGUCAUUUCAUGUACACCUUUCUGAUGUAUGCGUUUCCUAUGUAUAUACUGGAAGUACGGUUUUUUCACUAUGUCACAAUUUACAUUUUACCAAGAUUACUCAGCCCCAUUAUUUAUGGCUUUAGAGAUCAGGCCUUCUGUAAGUAUUUAAUGAAAUACUUGCUUUGUAAAAGGAAUGAAGUUGGCCAUCACAGAACGCUAACCUUGCACAUUACAAUCGGUGCUCAGAAAAUACAGCCAUCGCUCUAA